Molecule: messenger RNA, 729 nt
Organism: Dentiscutata heterogama
Lineage: Eukaryota; Fungi; Glomeromycota; Glomeromycetes; Diversisporales; Gigasporaceae
Source: the annotation of a GenBank genome assembly
CCACAGAUUAAACUCUGUGACUAUUGUCAAAUUCAUGAAAAAAAGUUGAAAUUAGCACCUAAGAUUAUUUUAGAUUCUUUGAUUACAAUGUUUCUUCGGAGAAGUAAAGGACUUGAGGAAUUAUUGAUCAAUGACCUACAUAUACUUCCAACACCAACAACACUCUUAAAUAAUAUGUCAGGAAUAACACAAUUAAAAACAUUACGGGUUAAGUUUCAUUGCUGUAAAGAUUAUGAAGAUAUCAUUGACAUGAAGAGAUUAAAGAAUAAAUUAGCUCUUAAAGUGGUUCCUAGUGAUUCAAGCGAUGCACUCGUAAAUAUUAUGAAGUCCCAUAAAAAAUUGGAAAACUUAGAGCUUGAUGCUAAUAGGAUUGGUAGAAGUAUUAUCUUGUAUAAUGUUCCAAAUGGAAAAAAAAACUAUGUUAAAAGAAUGAGUUCCCAGUGUGGACGCAUCACUAAAUUGAAGUUUAUAAAAAUGGAAGGGAUGACAAAUGUAGCCUACGUUACAUAUGAGCAAGAUUAUGAAGCAAAAUUCGCUUUAAGUCAAGCAAAUGCUUAUUUUGGUGAUUUACAAAUUACCGUUAAACCCCCCGAUGAUAUAAAUUAUACAAAAUUUUUCCCAGCGUUAAAAUAUCUUGAGAAUUCCUUAAAAGAGCUUACAUUAUAUUAUAUAGAUUUUUCCAAAAUUUCACCAGAGGAUAUAGAAAAUAUUUCUAAAUGCCAAAACUUA